This is a messenger RNA of Entamoeba invadens IP1, 1248 nucleotides long. RefSeq lists its product as hypothetical. Gene Ontology annotation, biological process: signal transduction; activation of GTPase activity. NCBI's taxonomy places the organism in Eukaryota, Evosea, Mastigamoebida, Endamoebidae. The transcript has a single exon. The record is from RefSeq and is a predicted model, not a curated record. Bases 1 to 1248 code for a protein of 415 amino acids. Gene Ontology annotation, molecular function: GTPase activator activity.
AUGUCAACGGCUCCAAAGAAUUUGUUUUUUCUGAAAGGGAAGCGUUUAGUUGAAGUUGAAGUCAAAAUUAUUUCUGUACCCGGGGAGACCCGUCUAAUAGGAGGGAAACUUUGUGAUAUAGAUUUGAACAACUCUGUGUUGAGUUUAAAUGUCAAAAAUCUGAACCUUUCUACGGACGAUCUUAAGUUGUCAUUUUCGUUGUUUUACAAUGAUGAGUUCGUUUUUGUUGGCAAAACGAAAGAGGAGACGUCAUAUUGGCUUCAAUUAAUCGGUGAGACGACACACAAUUACGGGGUUUUUGGCUAUCCUUUAUCUAUAGUAGUAAAAAAAUCUAAAUGGAUAGUACCGAAUUGUAUAUACCGAUGUGUGGAAUACUUAAAGAAACAUGGGAAAAAUUGUGAAGGGUUAUUUAGGAAAAAUGGAGCAAUCAAAGAAUUGGAAAAGUUAAAAAAAGACGUGGAAAGUGAUGAAGAUUUUUUUAUAAAAGAAGGCACCGACACCAUAUUAAUCGGGAACUUCCUCAAAUUUUAUUUAAAUAGUAUGAUCGAACCCGUUGUUCCGUUCAACCAAUCUCGGAGAUUUUUUGAAAUCCACAAAACGAAAGACCCAAAGAAAGUGAUUGACGAACUACCGGUCGAUUCUCAAAACUCGUUAUGGUUCUUAACUGUGUUUUUAAGAGAAAUUUCUGAGCAGAACGAGAUCAACAAAAUGACAACACGAAAUAUUUCCACGUGUUUUGCACUUGCAAUAUGCCGGCCUGUCGAUCAAAGCGAUAAGGAAUUUUACAAAGUUGUCAUAGACGCGUUCGAAUAUGUUUUGGAUAACACAGACGCACUUUUCACUGACGUCGUUGCGAGAAAUCUUAAAAAUCUUGGUAAUCUUGAUAUUCCUCAAUAUCCAGCUUUCAACCCCCUCGUCAUUUUUCCGCUUUCCGUCAUUUUAUCAACAAAUCAAGUUCGUCUCGGUCUUCCAAAACGAAAGAAGGUUGGAAAGGACUACGAAUCACACACCUUCGAGAAAAAAGAAAUUUCAAAGGAAAGUUCUAAGGAACAAUCCAAGGAGUCAUCAAAGAACCCACGUCAGCGAAUGAAACUUGGGAGAUCGCUCUCACUUUUGUGGGGAAGUUCAAAGGAUAAUCCGAAAAAGUCACAAUCUCCUCUUAUCAAAAGUGAUGUUUCGUCUAAUCUCCCAAUGUCAGCUAUUCAAACACCCAGAAAUAACGGAAUAAGCCCUUUAUUAGACCAAUGA